Molecule: messenger RNA, 4364 nt
Organism: Scleropages formosus (Asian bonytongue)
Lineage: Eukaryota; Metazoa; Chordata; Actinopteri; Osteoglossiformes; Osteoglossidae
Gene: nectin3a
Product: nectin cell adhesion molecule 3a
Exons: 6
Coding region: 159-1928 (589 amino acids)
Biological process (GO): heterophilic cell-cell adhesion; homophilic cell-cell adhesion
Cellular component (GO): adherens junction; apical junction complex
Source: RefSeq, a predicted model, not a curated record
CUGUGUGGGCUGCCGCUCUUCUCGCACUGUCCCAAAUCAAGAGGGACUCAACGGGUGUCGUGCAUGCAAGUUUUCCUCGCGAAAGUUUGAAGUGGCGGGAAGUUGGGGGAAGUGAAGGGCAGCAGGAAGGGGGUGCCUCCCCCUGCUCCACCGUAUACAUGGUACAUUCACACACGGCUCGCUCCCUGCGGACGAGCAGGGCUCAGUGUGUAAACGAGCGGCUCGCGGCUGAGCGGCUCGGAGCGCGCAUCAUGGCGGGGAACUCAUUGCGGCUUGGUCGCAGGACUACUUCGCUUCCCUGGGAACUGAGAGCAAUCGCGCUGCUUUUCCUGGUGCGCCUAAGCGGGGCGCUCGCUAACCAGGUACUGGUCCCCAGCAAUGUGAAUGCUAUUCUGGGAAGGAACAUGACGCUGAGCUGCCUGGUGGAGGUGGGCGCCAACCUCAGCCUCACCCAGAGCUCGUGGGAGCGUAGCCUGUCCACAGGCACCAUCACUCUGGCUGUCUUCAAUCCCGAGUUUGGAAUCUCCAUCUCCCCAGAGUACAGGAAGCGACUUUCCUUCCACUCGCCAUCCCCACAGAAUGUCACCGUGGUGCUGCAGGAUGUGGGCUUUUCUGACUCAGGAGUCUACACCUGCAAGGUGGCCACCUUUCCCUUGGGCAACACCCAAGCCUCUACCCAUGUCAGCAUCAUGGUGAAGCCUGAGGUGUACGUGUCAGCGGGCUCCGCUCCUCUGCUGGAUGGAGGCAAUGAGUCGCUGGUGGCCACCUGCAUAGCUGAGCGAGCACGGCCCCCUGCAAAUGUCUCCUGGGAAACAGAGCUGUUUGGCCGCUCACAGGCGCAUCAGCAGGCAGAGCCCAAUGGCACAACCACCUCCCAAGUGCGCUACCUCUGGCGCCCCACUCGCCGUGCACAGGACCACCCACUCACCUGCGUGGUGCAGCAUCCUGCCCUGCCCACAGAGUUCCGAAUUCCAUAUCAGCUCAACGUGCAGUAUGCCCCUGAAGUGACAGUGGCUAGGUCUAACGGAGAAUGGUAUGCUGGACGGGAGAAUGCGCAGCUCCAGUGCCAGGCCAACGCCAACCCGCCUGUGCACUAUUGGCACUGGUCCAGACUGGACGGACCCAUGCCAGAGGGAGUAGAGGUGCUGAACAAUACGCUGCUGUUCACGCUCCCACUGCAUCAGAACGACUCAGGGGUGUACCGCUGUGAAGUGGCUAACGACAUUGCCCAGAAGAGCAGAGAGACUCGCAUCUGGAUCCAAGAGCCACCCCCCACAACAGCCACAACUUCCACCACUCCUGCGCUUAUCCUCCCUGGCAAUGACUUCUCCAAUACCGCUCCAGCAAAUAGGCGUUUCCAGGUCAGCUCCCCAACCCUGGGCUCUCUGCCAGACAGCAGCCUGGGUGCCAUUGUGGGCGGGGCUGUGGGCGGGAUCCUGCUUUUGGUGCUCAUACUGGUACUGGGUGGGGUCUGCUACAUGCGGCAGCGGCGCACCUUCCGAGGCGACUACUAUACCAAGCAAUAUCUGGGUCCAGCUGACAUGCAAAAGGAACCCCAGCUGGACAUGCUGCAGCCACAUGAGCUACAAGAGGUCUACGGCAGGGGUGGCCCACCUCAGGACAGCCCGGACCUAAAACCCAAGUCCUGUGCAGACAUCGUUCACUCAGAAUAUGACACAGAGAGGAAGGACCGGGAGGACUGGGGUGAUGGUAUGUGCAACAGCCGCAGAAUCCACAGAGAGGAGGUCUAUUAUCCAAACCACCACAGCCCACACAGCAUACACUCAAGAGAGAUGCCCAUGCACUUAUCCAGUGUGAACAAUGGCUCCCCCUAUCUGUCGGAGGACUUCUAUGACAAUGGCAUUGAUAGCGAGUAUGUUUCCCAUCUGGAUGGAUCUGUUAUCUCGCGCAGGGAGUGGUAUGUGUGAGUGGAGCGAGAGACUGAGACAGGCAUUUAGCGAGAUAUUUAGCUUUAAGUGGUAGAUGACAUUUUGGUGACACACAAAAAAAAAAUGUAAAACCAAUACAGUAUACUUCUUUUGUCACUCACUAUCAAAUUGCAUAGUGUGAAUUCUGUGGCAGGUGAAUAUGUAAGUGAAGGAUUUCUAAUUGGAAGUAGCUUUGCUUUACCUGAAUGUGUUUGGAAGAGUGCUCCGCCAGUUCCUACAGGUGUGUGUGUGUGUGUGUGUGUGUGUGUGUGUGUGUGUCAUCUCACAACCUCGCAUACCUGCAUCACUCCACCCUCCUUGCCAUAGACCUGGUGCUCCAACAUUCUUACAAUUUGUAUUUUACUUGAAACCAAAAGCAAUUCUGUUUUAAUGCUGCAUUGAUUUGUCAUUAAAUGCAGUAUCCUUUUAAAUCAGGCAUUAAGCUGUUAUGACCAAUCAGUGAAUAUGGUUGUUUUUUGCUGUAGAGAAUCAUGUUGUAAUAUAUCAUCUUGACUAAAGGACAAAGGACAACAGUAUUAAGUGAAGUAGCAAAUGCUGUUGGACUUUAGGACAGAGUAUGGGACCUUCUGUUGUACCCUUUGAUCAGUGUACUUAACCUACUUUGCUUCAGAAUUGUACAGCUGUAUAAACGGUUUAAAAAUAGUAAACUUAUGUUUCUUCAGAAGAAAAUGGCUGUUAAGUCAGCGAAAAUUCCCCAGCAGUCUCCCCAGUCCCCAUUCCUUUUAGUCUACUGCCUUGGAGCCUCAAGCAGGUGACACUGGCUGGAGAAGGAGAGCUUGGGGUCUGCGAGGAUCAUAGCACUUCUGGCAUUGGCCAGCCUUUAUUUUUUUUCUGUUGCAUAUUAACAGUCCUCUGAAAAUGUACCACCAAAGAUGGGUGUAGAGGGUCCACUUGUGUUUCCACAUUAGAUUAAGGCUGUCCAACUGAUGUUAACCACUUGUAUUUUUUUUACCCAUUAUACAGGAUGCUAAGAAACUGGGGUAAAGGGAUCAAUGCAACUGAAGAUACUCAGUCCAUGGUUGGGCUUUUUCUGCCCACUAAAGUUAAGGCUGGUUAUACAUUCUGAGCAAUAGCCUCUGGUUCCCAUAUGGCUCUCCAGCCUCCUCAUGGGCUGGUUUGAGGGCACUGCCUGGCUUUUUAAUUUACAUCUUCCUUUUUUUUGUCCCCUCUACCUUGUCACCAGUUUCCCUUAUACUCCCAGUAGGAAAAGCUCUCAUGUCCCAGAAUAACCCAAGAUGUGUUUGACCCAAGCCUUGCACAUCUGCUCUGCAAGGGCCACCCCACCCGUCUUCAAAGCCUGGUGGCUGCCUCAAAAUUUAGGCCUUUUUAAUUUCCACCUUGGGCUGGGUGGUGCAUCCACAUGGUGUUGUGGCUGUGUGGCAGACUUAUAGAUGGUGUACAGUCGGGAUGAAGCCAGAUGCCCUCCUGACUGAGUGGCUGGAGAGCAACUUGUAAGAACAUAUUGGUGAUGCUGGUCACUGGUCCACUGCUCAUCUCCAGGUUAUGUUUUGAACGGUAUACAGAUGUUAUCAUUACUGGAGCUAAUUGAAAAAUCGUGUGACCCACCUUUCUGUUCAGGUCUCUCUACUGGAUGUCAUGAACUUGAUAAAUGGAAUUGGAUUUGUUUACAUCUACUGUGCCAUUUUGUCUGGUAAAGUUUUUUAAUACAUAUUUGCUUCAUUAUUGAUGGAAGUUUUGUGCCUUUAUGUUUUUCUUAAUUUAUCUUCAUUAUGGAGUGUGUAUACAGACAUGGAUGUGUGUUAGUCCCACGUGUCAAUUUACAGCGUAUAAAGCAGCACUGAGGUGGAGUCAUUCGUGCUCUCGCCACAGCUUGUAUUUGUGGACAUGGUUCCGGGUCUGUUACUCCAGUACCAGACACUUUUCAAGCCAGCGGGACCUCAAAUCACAUGUUGACACGUUGGUAAAGAAAGUAACAAAAUGGAAGACAUGGGAAAUGUGUCUUUUCUAAUUGCAAACCACUCAUAAGAACUAUGUUAUGACUGAAAUUAGAUACUCCAAGAUGGUGAAGAUGAUGAUGGUGAUUAUGAUGAUGAUGAAAGCCUGUUUCCAUAUUUGUUACAGCAUAAGUCACUAAUGUUAAAUUGGUGCCUUCACUGGGGUUUGCAGUGUGUUUUUAGCCUUAUGAGGAUGUUACUCUGUACAGUAGAGUCCCAGUAGCAGGAAAAGAAUAUAAAUGAACUGCAAAAGAGUGGCGUAUGCCAUCAGUAAGUUCUUUAUGAUUCUUCUGUGCCAUAUGAGAUGAACAAGGCCCUCCUAAUGACAUUUGCAACAUCUAGGUUGCAAUGCAUCUUUUUAAACUGGGCUUUUUGACCAGAGUUGAAUGGAAAAAAGUCUGUAAAUAUGUCUUAUCUUGUUGAUGUCUUUAGCUUUGUAUUUUGCAAAGCCUGACUGGGU